Messenger RNA from Mercenaria mercenaria, 2807 nucleotides. RefSeq names its product developmentally-regulated GTP-binding protein 1. Bases 101 to 1201 code for a protein of 366 amino acids. The record is from RefSeq and is a predicted model, not a curated record. Gene Ontology annotation, molecular function: GTPase activity; GTP binding. Gene Ontology annotation, biological process: cytoplasmic translation. NCBI's taxonomy places the organism in Eukaryota, Metazoa, Mollusca, Bivalvia, Venerida, Veneridae. Gene Ontology annotation, cellular component: cytoplasm. The transcript has 10 exons.
UUAACUGUUCACCGUUUUGGUUCCGACUUCCGGUUGCGAAAGACGGCCGGCCACAUUUUGCCAUUUUGUUGAUACUUGUACAUAUUUUUGACGAAUCAAAAUGGGGAUCCUUGAAAAAAUAUCAGAAAUUGAAGCUGAGAUGGCUCGUACACAGAAGAAUAAGGCUACAAUGGGUCAUCUUGGUCUUCUGAAGGCGCGUCUUGCCAAGUUAAAACGUGAACUGAUUGAACCAAAGGGUGGAGGUGGCGGCGGUGGUGAAGGUUUUGAUGUGGCAAAAACAGGAGAUGCUAGAAUUGGUUUUGUUGGUUUUCCGUCAGUUGGAAAGUCAACAUUAUUGAGUAAUUUGGCUGGCGUAUAUUCUGAGGUGGCAGCCUAUGAGUUCACUACCCUUACUACAGUGCCAGGGGUCAUUAGGUAUAAGGGGGCUAAAAUACAGCUGUUGGAUUUACCUGGUAUUAUUGAAGGAGCCAAGGACGGCAAGGGUCGUGGAAAACAAGUCAUUGCAGUGGCUCGAACUUGCAACAUCAUUUUUAUAGUUCUGGAUGUAUUGAAACCCUUACAGCAUAAACGUCUUAUUGAAUAUGAAUUGGAAGGGUUUGGUAUACGACUGAACAGAGACCCUCCAAAUAUUGGCUUCAAGAAAAAGGAUAAGGGUGGACUCAAUCUUACAUAUACGGUAGCACAGUCUGAGCUGGAUCAUGACUUGGUGAAAACGAUUUUAGCAGAGUAUAAAAUUCACAAUGCUGAUAUUACAUUGAGAGGUGACUACACGACGGAAGACCUUAUAGAUGUGAUUGAAGGGAAUAGAAUCUUCAUACCAGCAAUAUAUCUACUUAACAAGAUAGACCAGAUUUCUAUAGAGGAGCUGGAUAUUAUAUAUAAGGUACCUCACUGUGUUCCUAUCUCAGCUCACCAUAAAUGGAACUUUGAUGAUUUACUAGAAAUGAUGUGGGAUUACCUUAAACUGUGUAGAAUCUACACAAAACCAAAAGGCCAGUUACCUGACUACACAGCACCAAUAGUACUGAAAAACGAUAAAAGUUCUGUGGAAGAUUUCUGUAAUAAAGUACACAGGACCAUCCUCAAGGAAUUCAAAUAUGCGCUUGUUUGGGGAUCAUCAGUGAAACAUCAGCCACAGAAAGUAGGCAAGGAACACAUUCUAAGUGAUGAAGACGUGGUACAGAUUGUGAAAAAGAUUUGAUCAUACCAGGAAUUAAAGUUAUUGGACAAUUGUGUUUAUAGACAUCAGGAAUAACUUACAUUGGAUGUGUGUCUGCAUGAGGAACAGUAUAGAUGACAGUGUGAGUGACAGUACAGCAUAUACAAUUAUUUGUGUGGUUUUGUUUUGGACAAGUUCCGCUGCAUGCCUGCAUAUGACAGUGUUAUUGUGAAAAUGAUGCUUUGGAUUAAUUCACAGGGAGAGUGGAGACUUGUGAUGUCAUACAAGAACUGUUACAACCUGAUUUAUGACGAUACUACCCAAAUAUAUUUUUGUGCGGAGCUUUGGUGUAGCGGUUAAGGUGUUGUUAGCUCAGCCAGGGUUUGUGGGUUCAAGCCCCACUUGGGUCACAUCAGUUCCUUUUCUAAUGACACCAGUACUGGAUUUUCAAGGAAGCCAACUCCAGAAUGGUUCCAGCAAGCUUGAAACUUUCAUCACAGUCAAGUUAAAAUAAAUUAAUAUAAACUAAACUAAGUAUGUUUUCAGUUUGCAUGGGUUACCUAAAUAUACAUACAGUCUGUGACAUUCAAUGGUGCAUAUCACCAUGCCACACGUUUUAAGAUUAUUGAAAUAUUUCAUUCCUAUGAUCAGUAAUUGUAACUGAAGAGUCUAAAUUGAGUGAUUCACUGAGUUCCAAAUUUAUUUACUCUCAUUUAGUCUAUUUAGAAAACUUCCUUGUUCAGUCACACAAUAGAAUGUGGUAUAAAAUUGUAGGAAUUAAAAUCGCUUCAUAUCUUUCCAUGUAAAAUCAACUUAAGACAGUAUUGAUCUAUUAUUCACUGCUAUUUUUGUCUUCCUGUCAGUGAUUUACAUUUGAACCACAUGACUGUCCAAUAUAUAUCUCUUCUGGAUACAGUAUGUUUCAUACUGGACAAUGCCGCAACUCUGAAUCAAAUCUUGAUGGUUAAAUGGAAAAACCGUAACCACAUUAACCCUUAUCAUGCUGGACACGAUUGAUUCUGCCUUUGCGACCAGUGUAGAUCAUGAUCAUCCUCUACAUCCGUGCAGUCUGAUCAUGGUCUGCACUGUUUGCCAUUCAGUCAGUAUCGUUUUUGGUAAGCACCCCUUUUAACAGUUAAUGGUACUGUCCAGAUGGAAAGAUGGACAAGUUUAUUAUAGAAAUUUAGCAAGGUAAGGGUUAAUUAGCUGAAUAUGGUAAAAAAAUUUGGAACAACCCGCUCUUUUGAAAUUAAAAAGUGAAACAAUAUAUAAUGAUAAAUUUUUCAUGUCCUUAGUUUUUCCUCAUGUAUUAGAAUGUGGAUCAGAUUCUACAGACAAAUGUUUAAACUUGCAAAUGGAGACUAAACCCUAGCUUCUUAUUUUAUAAGUACAAAGUUUUCCGUCACAGUUUAGAAUAUUAAUAUAUUUGUUUUCUGUUUGAAAAUUCUCAUAUUUUGGGGAGAGUUUUACAGGUAUAGUGAUGAGGAAUGGGUAUUUUUUGGCCAAACUUGGCAAAAAAUGUAUGAGAUGGGAUGGUUGUGCUGGAGAAUAUUGGUCAUAGCCUACUCAAGCCUGUAUGCUAUAAUGCUGCAUGCUUGUAUCAUACCUGUUUAGUUGAUUUCAUUGAAGAAAAUAAAUAGAAAGUCAG